Messenger RNA from Neltuma alba, 1840 nucleotides. RefSeq names its product 12-oxophytodienoate reductase 1-like. The coding region runs from base 255 to 1367 and encodes 370 amino acids. The transcript has 5 exons. NCBI's taxonomy places the organism in Eukaryota, Viridiplantae, Streptophyta, Magnoliopsida, Fabales, Fabaceae. The record is from RefSeq and is a predicted model, not a curated record. Gene Ontology annotation, molecular function: oxidoreductase activity; FMN binding.
AUUAAAUCUUUUUUGAAUUUGAUUGUAAUUCUCUGAGAUUCAAAUGACAUGACCAUGGAUCAUGUCAGGCUUGGACUUUCCAUGGAGAUCGCCGUCGAUUCACUGUAUUCAUCUGCCGUCUGCGACUGCGAACGCAAUCCCUCACAUCAUCAUCCCACUAAUUCCACGGCUGAUGGAGAGCCGUCGUCAAUUCGAUCUUUUCAUCUCAGUUUCAGUUCUAUUUAUAUCAAAGUCGAUUCUUGUCUUGAGCAAGAAUGGCUUCCGAGGCUCCCAUGGUUCCUCUUCUUACGCCUCACAAGUUGGGAAACUUCAAUCUAUCCCACAGAGUUGUUUUGGCUCCGCUGGCCAGACAGAGAUCUUACAACUAUGUUCCUCAGCCUCAUGCUAUCUUAUAUUACUCUCAACGAACUACCAAGGGGGGUUUAUUGAUAUCUGAAGCUACUUGCAUUUCUCCCACUGCUAUAGGUUAUGCCAAUACACCAGGCAUAUGGACAAAAGAGCAAAUAGAAGCAUGGAAGCCCAUUGUGGAUGCUGUUCAUGCCAAAGGUGGAAUAUUUUUCUGUCAGAUUUGGCACACUGGAAGGGUUUCAAAUUCAGGUUUUCAGCCAAAUGGGCAAGCCCCAAUAUCUAGUACAGACAAGGGAUUGUCGCCACAAAUUCAAAGUAAUGGUAUUAGCGUCACAGUUCAUGACCCCCCCAGGAGGUUAAGGACUGAUGAAAUUCCUCAAGUCAUCAAUGACUUCAGACUCGCUGCAAGCAAUGCUGUGCAAGCUGGUUUUGAUGGGGUUGAGAUUCAUGGUGCCCAUGGUUUCCUUCUUGACCAAUUUAUGAAAGAUCAGGUCAAUGAUCGAAUGGAUGAAUAUGGUGGAUCGCUAGAGAAUCGGUGCCGCUUUCCUUUGGAAGUUGUUAAAGCCGUUGCCGAUGAGAUAGGGGCAGAGCGAGUGGGAAUUAGAUUAUCACCUUUUGCAAAUUAUAAUGAAUGUGGGGAUUCCGGUCCUGAAGAACUUGGCCUAUACAUGGCGAAUUCCUUGAAUAGAUAUAAUAUUCUGUACUGUCACAUGGUGGAACCAAGAAUGAAGACUGUUUGGGAAAAAGCUGAGUGCCCUCACAGUCUUGCACCAAUGAGAAAGGCAUUCAAUGGCACUUUCAUUGUUGCUGGAGGCUAUGAUCGUGAAGAUGGCAACAGUGCAGUGGCAGAGAACAGAGCAGACCUUGUUGCCUAUGGUCGGUGGUUCUUGUCGAACCCAGAUUUGCCAAAGAGAUUUGAGCUCGGUGCUCCUCUCAACAAGUACCACAGAGAGACGUUUUACACUUCUGAUCCUGUUAUUGGUUAUACUGACUACCCAUUUCUUGAAGACAGCUCUUAAGCCCAUACAAAUUAGAAGUUAUUUUUUUCCAAGUGUUUUCUAUUUUGAACAGUACAUUUUAAGCAGGCAGUUCCAUGAGGAUGAAAAUUUCCAUUUUCUACAUGGUACUACUGCCCUACUUAAUUUUAUCUGGAUGGAAAGAAAUAGGGCCUUGCAUAAUGGUAUAAUUUCUUCGCCUCACAUGGUUGCUCAAGAAACUUAGGGUGCACUAUCCCUCCGAUGCAUAGCCUUCCAUUCGGAUUCUUUAAGCAGAAUAUCACUGAUUCCUCAGCGCUCAAGAUUUCAGCCUUUACAGUUAGUAAUUUAGUGCCUUUGUAGAUGCAUCUUUGUACUUUAAAUUGUCAUUUUAUUAAAAAAAAAAAAAUCAAAAGAAACAGUACUUUUCAGUGUUGAUUGUAAUAAUUUUCCAAUAUGCCAAAAAGGAAAGAGAAAAGAAAAGCAUUGAGUAACAGCCAGUGGCUUGUUAAGCAGGC